Rhipicephalus sanguineus (brown dog tick) is the source of this 3108-nucleotide messenger RNA. RefSeq lists its product as uncharacterized. The transcript is spliced from 4 exons. NCBI's taxonomy places the organism in Eukaryota, Metazoa, Arthropoda, Arachnida, Ixodida, Ixodidae. Gene Ontology annotation, molecular function: nucleic acid binding. Bases 1 to 3108 code for a protein of 1035 amino acids. The record is from RefSeq and is a predicted model, not a curated record. Gene Ontology annotation, biological process: DNA integration.
AUGCAGGCCGCCAUCGAGCCUUUUAGCGGCAAGAACUGGUCAUCCUGGAUCCAGCGCCUGACCUUCUACUUCGUGGCGAAUGACACUCCUGGAGAGGUGGGCUAUGCCGACAUAGUUGCCCUUCUGCAGAGGCACUUCGAUCCGCGACCGUCUGAGUUGUACAGCCGGUACGUGUUCCAGCGACGCGACCAGCGGCCGGAAGAGUCGAUCAGCAACUACGUUGCAGCCCUCAGAAGCUUGUCAGCUGACUGUAACUUCGGAGUGCCAGCGACAACGUCUGCUACAUCGACGCCACCGGCAGAAGGUCACGCAGCCGUUCUGGCGAACCCCACCAUGCUGCCCCAAGAUGUGAUGCUUCGCGACAGGUUCGUGUGCGGCAUCCGCGACGAGAAUCUGCAGCAGCGACUGUUCGCGGAGAAAGACUUGACUUUUCAACGCGCGUUGGACUUGGCACUGUCGUCCGAAAGUGCGUCAAAGCAGCAACGAGGGCUUAAGGGAGCGACGAGCUCCGCGGAGGUGCACAAGACUUCGCAGUCUAAAAAGGAAAGCACACAUUCGGCUCAGCAACGGCGCUGCUACCGAUGCGACGGCUGGCACGAGGCUGACACCUGCAAGUUCAGGACAGCGCAAUGCCGUUUUUGUUCCAAAAAGGGUCACAUCGAGAACGCCUGCAUCUCCAAAAAGAACAAAAACAAAGAAGGCAACCUCAACGCCCGGCAAGGAACUCACAUGGUUAACGCCCAACAUGUGUGCUACGACCUCGAAGACACCGAUAGGUGCUACGACCUACAUGCUGACUACGUGCUGCCCCUGCUGGUAAUGAAAGGGACUGGGAGCAACCUGCUCGGACGUGACUGGUUUUCAGCACUGAACAUCCGUGUCCACGGAAUAAACCAGGUCGCCGAACCAAGUCAAGAGAUCCAGGCGGUUCUUGCACGCCAUCCUGAUGUAUUUAAGGGAGGUAUCGACGGCUACGUGGGUCCAUUGGUUCAGUUGGACUUGGAAGAAGGCGCUACACCCAAGUUUUGCAAAGCACUUCCAGUGCCCCUAGCUUACCAAGAGCCUAUGGAGGAAGAGCUCGGCCGCCUGCAAAAGCAAGGCAUCCUGGAGCCGACGCAACACGCCGAAAUGGCCACACCUUUGGUAGCGACAGUAGCUGCAGAGUUGUAUGGGCUUCUCGAGAAGAACACGCCCUGGAAGUGGGAGAAAAAACACCAGGAUGCGUUCGAGAUGCUUAAGAAGAUGAUUCGGUCUUCGACAGUCCUUGCACAUUAUGAUGAAAAAAGGCCUCUCAUUCUGCCUGUGGAUGCGUCACGAUACGGCAUCGGCGCAAUUCUCGCUCAAAAGGAUGCGUUCGGCCGAGAGGCUCCAAUUGCAUUCGCGUCACGAACUUUGGGAACCGCUGAGAAAAACUACUCGCAGCUCGAUAAAGAAGGCCUUGCGGUAGUUUAUGGCGUCAGCCACUUUCACCAGUAUGUCGCUGGCCGGCACGUGACCGUAUUAACGGAUCACCAACCGCUCCUAGGCAUCAUGGGGGAAAAGAAGCAAAUCCCUCAGAUAUUGUCACCGAGGAUGACUCGAUGGUGUCUUAAAUUGGCCACAUAUGAUUAUGACUUGGUGUACCGGCCUGGACGUCUGCACCAAAAUGCUGACGCGUUCAGCAGGCUGCCACUGCCCGCGCAGGUAUAUGAGCCACGCUUCCCGGGAGAUGUGCUUAUGCUUGCAUCCGCGCCACGUUUCGAGCUGUCACCGCGUCAACUGGCUGAGCUCACCCGGAGUGACCCACUGUUAUCCCGCGUGAUGACAGCCAUCUCAAACGGAGAAGUACGCCGGUUGCCAAAGCAGGAAUUUUCGGCGUUCACAAAGCUUGGACACGAGCUUUCGCUACAGGAGGGCUGCGCCAUCCGGGGUGCCAGACUGGUCGUUCCAGAGAAAGCAAGGAAAGACGUGCUCGACUUAGCACAUGCAGGUGACAGGGGCGUGGUAGCUAUGAAGGCGUGCGCUCGAGGCUAUUUUUGGUGGCCCGGUGUCGACAACGACAUAGAGCGGGUGGUCAAAAGUUGUGCAACUUGCUGCCAGCACCAGAAAACGCCAACUAAAGCACCAGCUCCCGAGUGGAAACGUGCGACAACACCAUGGCACACAAUCCACGCGGACUUCGCUGGGCCUGUGGAGGGAAGGAUGCUCCUAAUUGUAGUCGACGCAUACAGCAAGUGGCUCGAAGUGCGCACCAUGCGGAACAUACAGUCGCCGACACUGAUCGAGGAACUGCGAAACCUGUUCGCAACUUUCGGCAUUCCCGAAAGGGUGGUCACGGAUAACGGUCCGUCCUUUGUUUCUGCGGAAAUGGAAGAAUUUCUGAAGAAGAACCGGGUGACGCACAUCACAAGUGCACCCUAUCAUCCGGCCACGAAUGGGCAAGCCGAAAGAAUGGUGUAUGAAACGAAACAGGCACUUGCAAAGGAUCAGUCGGGUACAUUUGCGUGCAGGCUGGCUCGUUUUCAGCUGAAACAGCACACCACCGUUUCAGUAACGACGGGCAAAACGCCAGCUGCACUCAUGUUCGGCCGCGAGCUCUCAACGGCACUGACACGCAUUCAGCCGCGACCAGCUGAGAGGGUGACCACUGACCACAGCGUUACUAAAUCGCCAAGAAAGGUAGCCAUCGGGCAACCAGCCUUUUUCCGCAACUUUGCAGGAAGUCCUGCUUGGGUUGGCGGAACCGUGUUAAAGAGACUCGGACAUCGAUGUUGGCUAAUCAAGUCAAGAAGCGGAACGGUUCGUCGGCACCUUGAUCACAUAAAGCCAGGUGCAGAGGCCUACCCGACAGAAGAUUCGCCGCGGAACGAUCAAACGAACGGACCAGUAGCAAGUGAUCAACAAGACACAGUGCCGGCUCCGUACGUGAUCUCGCUCCCAGCGGAAGCGCCGCCGCCGCAUGAUCUGCCCACAACGCCCGACUCCGAGCAUAGCGAAGCUGAGGCCAGGCUGGACACUUGUGCGACGCAAGCUCGCGAUGACCAACCCAGCGGGUCCGCGCAGCACCAAAGUGCGCCUAGGCCCCAACGUGAUCGGCGUCUACCUGACCGAUACGGUGACCCCGUCUAA